Molecule: messenger RNA, 387 nt
Organism: Suillus plorans
Lineage: Eukaryota; Fungi; Basidiomycota; Agaricomycetes; Boletales; Suillaceae
Product: ubiquitin-carboxy extension protein fusion
Exons: 4
Coding region: 1-387 (128 amino acids)
Biological process (GO): translation; modification-dependent protein catabolic process; protein ubiquitination
Cellular component (GO): cytoplasm; nucleus; ribosome
Molecular function (GO): ubiquitin protein ligase binding; structural constituent of ribosome; protein tag activity
Source: RefSeq, a predicted model, not a curated record
AUGCAGAUCUUCGUCAAGACCCUCACAGGGAAGACUAUCACCCUCGAGGUGGAGUCUUCUGACACCAUCGACAACGUCAAGGCAAAAAUUCAGGAUAAGGAGGGUAUUCCCCCCGACCAACAGCGUCUCAUCUUCGCUGGAAAGCAGCUCGAAGAUGGUCGCACACUUAGCGACUAUAACAUCCAGAAGGAAUCUACCCUCCACCUUGUCCUUCGUCUCCGUGGCGGAAUCAUCGAGCCCUCACUAAAGGUACUCGCAGCUAAAUACAAUUGCGACAAGCAAAUCUGCCGAAAAUGCUACGCACGUCUGCCCCCUCGCGCAACUAACUGCCGUAAGCGCGGAUGUGGACACUCGUCACAACUCCGCCCCAAGAAGAAGUUGAAGUAG